AUGAUCGUACCACGUCAAUCCCGUGCCCCGACCGGUACACACCCCGUGCCCGGGUCCCCCCUUCAUAGUCACACCCCCUGCCCCCUCAUGCCAUCCGCUCCCCCCGCCCCCACCCUCCGCGUGCCCGCUCCCUUGCCGCCUUUUUUUACCCUCCCUGCCCCCCUCGCCGUUUCCCACCGCCCGCCAUUCGCUCCUCCCCGCCCGUGCGCUCCCCUCGUUUACCUUCUCCUCCCCCCUCCCCUCCUCUGCUGCACGCCUCUUCCUUCCCCUCGCCGACCCACUCCACUCCCUGCCCCUCCUCAAUCCGCACCCUGCCCCUCGUAUCUCGCCCCCCUAUGCUUGGUUUCUCCCCUCCCUGCCCCUCGCCGCCUUUCUCCGCUCCCCACCUCCCCCCUCUCCCUGCCCCCCCACUCUCCCCCCCUUGCCCUUGGCUUCCUACCUCCCUGCCCCACCUUUCCCCCCUCCGUGUGCUCAGCUUCUCCCCUCCCUGCCCCUCCCUCCUCCCCGCCCUGCCCCUCAUUUUCCGCCCCCCCACGCCCGGUUUCUCCCCUCCCCGCGCCUCCCUUUCUUUCUCCGUGCCUCUCCUUUGCUCCCUCCCUGCCCCCGCCUGCCCAUGCCCCUGUCUUUGGCUUCUCCCCUCCCUGCCCCACGUUUCUUCCCUCCCUGCCCCCCCUCUGCCCCUCCCUUGUUUUCCCCUCACCCAUUGCUUCUCCCCUCCCUGCCCUUGAUUUCCCGCACCCCUGCCCUUGUUUCCUACCAUCCAUGCCCCUCGUUUCCCCCCUUUGUACGUUCAGCCUCUUCCCUCCCUGCCCCUCCCCUCCUCCCCCCCUGCCCUUUGCGUUCCCCUCGUUAUGCUCCCUUCUCCCCAUCCCUGCUGCCCUCUUGCCACCAUCAGCCCAUCCGCACCACCAGCCCCCCUCCCACCCUUCUCUCCCCCCCUCCCUUUCCCUCUCUCUCUCUCUCUCUCUUUCUCACACACACACGCACACUCCCCUCCCCCACCCCCCACCCACGUCCUCCCAUUCCGCCCCUCCCUGCCCCUUUCCCACCCCCUCGCACGCCCCUCACCUCCCACCUCCGUGCAACUGGUUUCCCCCCUAUGGUGCCUCCCUUGCAUCGCUCGCCCCUCUGCUCACCCUCUGCCCGCCCCUUUUCCGUGCCCUCAGCUGGCCCAGCCCCUGCCCGUUGCUGCCCCUCCCCUUGCCCCCUCAACUCCCCUGCCCCCCGUACACCCCAGUCCCAUCCAACCGCCCCCACCCUCCCCCGGCUGCCCGUUUCCGCUCUCCACCCCCGCGACCGUUCACACCCCCUGCCUCCUCAUGCCAUCCGCUCCCCCCCGCCCCCACCCUCCGCGUGCCCGCUCCCUUGCCGCCUCUUUUGACCCUCCCUGCCCCCCUCGCCGUUUCCCACCGCCCGCCAUUCGCUCCUCCCCGCCCGUGCGCUCCCCUCGUUUACCUUCUCCUCCCCCCUCCCCUCCUCUGCUGCACGCCUCUUCCUUCCCCUCGCCGACCCACUCCACUCCCUGCCCCUCCUCAAUCCGCACCCUGCCCCUCGUAUCUCGCCCCCCUAUGCUUGGUUUCUCCCCUCCCUGCCCCUCGCCGCCUUUCUCCGCUCCCCACCUCCCCCCUCUCCCUGCUCCCCCACUCUCCCCCCCUUGCCCUUGGCUUCCUACCUCCCUGCCCCACCUUUCCCCCCUCCGUGUGCUCAGCUUCUCCCCUCCCUGCCCCUCCCUCCUCCCCGCCCUGCCCCUCAUUUUCCGCCCCCCCACGCCCGGUUUCUCCCCUCCCCGCGCCUCCCUUUCUUUCUCCGUGCCUCUCCUUUGCUCCCUCCCUGCCCCCGCCUGCCCAUGCCCCUGUCUUUGGCUUCUCCCCUCCCUGCCCCACGUUUCUUCCCUCCCUGCCCCCCCUCUGCCCCUCCCUUGUUUUCCCCUCACCCAUUGCUUCUCCCCUCCCUGCCCUUGAUUUCCCGCACCCCUGCCCUUGUUUCCUACCAUCCAUGCCCCUCGUUUCCCCCCUUUGUACGUUCAGCCUCUUCCCUCCCUGCCCCUCCCCUCCUCCCCCCCUGCCCUUUGCGUUCCCCUCGUUACGCUCCCUUCUCCCCAUCCCUGCUGCCCUCUUGCCACCAUCAGCCCAUCCGCACCACCAGCCCCCCUCCCACCCUUCUCUCCCCCCCUCCCUUUCCCUCUCUCUCUCUCUCUCUCUCUCUCUCUCUCUCUUUCUCACACACACACGCACACUCCCCUCCCCCACCCCCCACCCACAUCCUCCCAUUCUGCCCCUCCCUGCCCCUUUCCCACGCCCUCGCACGCCCCUCACCUCCCACCUCCGUGCAACUGGUUUCCCCCCUAUGGUGCCUCCCUUGCAUCGCUCGCCCCUCUGCUCACCCUCUGCCCGCCCCUUUUCCGUGCCCUCAGCUGGCCCAGCCCCUGCCCGUUGCUGCCCCUCCCGUUGCCCGCUCAACUCCCCUGCUCCCCGUACACCCCAGUCCCAUCCAACCGCCCCCACCCUCCCCCGGCUGCCCGUUUCCGCUCUUCACCCCCGCGACCGUGUGCGGCUUCCAACUGCCCAACGGUGGUGCGCACGGGGCGUUUCUUCGCACGGGCAAGCCUCCCCGGGGGGCCCCCACCCCGCUGAGUCGUUGUUCGGGUCACACCCCCUGCCCCCUCAUGCCAUCCGCUCCCCCCGCCCCCACCCUCCGCGUGCCCGCUCCCUUGCCGCCUCUUUUGACCCUCCCUGCCCCCCUCGCCGUUUCCCACCACCCGCCAUUCGCUCCUCCCCGCCCGUGCGCUCCCCUCGUUUACCUUCUCCUCCCCCCUCCCCUCCUCUGCUGCACGCCUCUUCCUUCCCCUCGCCGACCCACUCCACUCCCUGCCCCUCCUCAAUCCGCACCCUGCCCCUCGUAUCUCGCCCCCCUAUGCUUGGUUUCUCCCCUCCCUGCCCCUCGCCGCCUUUCUCCGCUCCCCACCUCCCCUCUCUCCCUGCCCCUCCACUCUCCCCCCCUUGCCCUUGGCUUCCUACCUCCCUGCCCCACCUUUUCCCCCUCCGUGUGCUCAGCUUCUCCCCUCCCUGCCCCUCCCUCCUCCCUGCCCUGCCCCUCAUUUUCCGCCCCCCCACGCCCGGUUUUCUCCCCUCCCCGCGCCUCCCUUUCUUUCUCCGUGCCUCUCCUUUGCUCCCUCCCUGCCCCCGCCUGCCUAUGCCCCUGUCUUUGGCUUCUCCCCUCCCUGCCCCACGUUUCUUCCCUCCCUGCCCCCCCUCUUCCCCUCCCUUGUUUUCCCCUCACCCAUUGCUUCUCCCCUCCCUGCCCUUGAUUUCCCGCACCCCUGCCCUUGUUUCCUACCAUCCAUGCCCCUCGUUUCCCCCCUUUGUACGUUCAGCCUCUUCCCUCCCUGCCCCUCCCCUCCUCCCCCCCUGCCCUUUGCGUUCCCCUCGUUACGCUCCCUUCUCCCCAUCCCUGCUGCCCUCUUGCCACCAUCAGCCCAUCCGCACCACCAGCCCCCCUCCCACCCUUCUCUCCCCCCCUCCCUUUCCCUCUCUCUCUCUCUCUCUCUCUCUCUCUCUCUCUCUUUCUCACACACACACGCACACUCCCCUCCCCCACCCCCCACCCACGUCCUCCCAUUCCGCCCCUCCCUGCCCCUUUCCCACCCCCUCGCACGCCCCUCACCUCCCACCUCCGUGCAACUGGUUUCCCCCCUAUGGUGCCUCCCUUGCAUCGCUCGCCCCUCUGCUCACCCUCUGCCCGCCCCUUUUCCGUGCCCUCAGCUGGCCCAGCCCCUGCCCGUUGCUGCCCCUCCCGUUGCCCCCUCAACUCCCCUGCCCCCCGUACACCCCAGUCCCAUCCAACCGCCCCCACCCUCCCCCGGCUGCCCGUUUCCGCUCUCCACCCCCGCGACCGUUCACACCCCCUGCCUCCUCAUGCCAUCCGCUCCCCCCCGCCCCCACCCUCCGCGUGCCCGCUCCCUUGCCGCCUCUUUUGACCCUCCCUGCCCCCCUCGCCGUUUCCCACCGCCCGCCAUUCGCUCCUCCCCGCCCGUGCGCUCCCCUCGUUUACCUUCUCCUCCCCCCUCCCCUCCUCUGCUGCACGCCUCUUCCUUCCCCUCGCCGACCCACUCCACUCCCUGCCCCUCCUCAAUCCGCACCCUGCCCCUCGUAUCUCGCCCCCCUAUGCUUGGUUUCUCCCCUCCCUGCCCCUCGCCGCCUUUCUCCGCUCCCCACCUCCCCCCUCUCCCUGCUCCCCCACUCUCCCCCCCUUGCCCUUGGCUUCCUACCUCCCUGCCCCACCUUUCCCCCCUCCGUGUGCUCAGCUUCUCCCCUCCCUGCCCCUCCCUCCUCCCCGCCCUGCCCCUCAUUUUCCGCCCCCCCACGCCCGGUUUCUCCCCUCCCCGCGCCUCCCUUUCUUUCUCCGUGCCUCUCCUUUGCUCCCUCCCUGCCCCCGCCUGCCCAUGCCCCUGUCUUUGGCUUCUCCCCUCCCUGCCCCACGUUUCUUCCCUCCCUGCCCCCCCUCUGCCCCUCCCUUGUUUUCCCCUCACCCAUUGCUUCUCCCCUCCCUGCCCUUGAUUUCCCGCACCCCUGCCCUUGUUUCCUACCAUCCAUGCCCCUCGUUUCCCCCCUUUGUACGUUCAGCCUCUUCCCUCCCUGCCCCUCCCCUCCUCCCCCCCUGCCCUUUGCGUUCCCCUCGUUACGCUCCCUUCUCCCCAUCCCUGCUGCCCUCUUGCCACCAUCAGCCCAUCCGCACCACCAGCCCCCCUCCCACCCUUCUCUCCCCCCCUUUCCCUCUCUCUCUCUCUCUCUCUCUCUCUCUCUCUCUCUCUCUCUCUCUCUUUCUCACACACACACGCACACUCCCCUCCCCCACCCCCCACCCACGUCCUCCCAUUCCGCCCCUCCCUGCCCCUUUCCCACCCCCUCGCACGCCCCUCACCUCCCACCUCCGUGCAACUGGUUUCCCCCCUAUGGUGCCUCCCUUGCAUCGCUCGCCCCUCUGCUCACCCUCUGCCCGCCCCUUUUCCGUGCCCUCAGCUGGCCCAGCCCCUGCCCGUUGCUGCCCCUCCCCUUGCCCCCUCAACUCCCCUGCCCCCCGUACACCCCAGUCCCAUCCAACCGCCCCCACCCUCCCCCGGCUGCCCGUUUCCGCUCUCCACCCCCGCGACCGUGUGCGGCUUCCAACCGCCCAACGGUGGUGCGCACGGGGCGUUUUCUUCGCACGGGCAAGCCUCCCCGGGGGGCCCCCACCCCGCUGAGUCGUUUCACACCCCCUGCCUCCUCAUGCCAUCCGCUCCCCCCCGCCCCCACCCUCCGCGUGCCCGCUCCCUUGCCGCCUCUUUUGACCCUCCCUGCCCCCCUCGCCGUUUCCCACCGCCCGCCAUUCGCUCCUCCCCGCCCGUGCGCUCCCCUCGUUUACCUUCUCCUCCCCCCUCCCCUCCUCUGCUGCACGCCUCUUCCUUCCCCUCGCCGACCCACUCCACUCCCUGCCCCUCCUCAAUCCGCACCCUGCCCCUCGUAUCUCGCCCCCCUAUGCUUGGUUUCUCCCCUCCCUGCCCCUCGCCGCCUUUCUCCGCUCCCCACCUCCCCCCUCUCCCUGCUCCCCCACUCUCCCCCCCUUGCCCUUGGCUUCCUACCUCCCUGCCCCACCUUUCCCCCCUCCGUGUGCUCAGCUUCUCCCCUCCCUGCCCCUCCCUCCUCCCCGCCCUGCCCCUCAUUUUCCGCCCCCCCACGCCCGGUUUCUCCCCUCCCCGCGCCUCCCUUUCUUUCUCCGUGCCUCUCCUUUGCUCCCUCCCUGCCCCCGCCUGCCCAUGCCCCUGUCUUUGGCUUCUCCCCUCCCUGCCCCACGUUUCUUCCCUCCCUGCCCCCCCUCUGCCCCUCCCUUGUUUUCCCCUCACCCAUUGCUUCUCCCCUCCCUGCCCUUGAUUUCCCGCACCCCUGCCCUUGUUUCCUACCAUCCAUGCCCCUCGUUUCCCCCCUUUGUACGUUCAGCCUCUUCCCUCCCUGCCCCUCCCCUCCUCCCCCCCUGCCCUUUGCGUUCCCCUCGCUACGCUCCCUUCUCCCCAUCCCUGCUGCCCUCUUGCCACCAUCAGCCCAUCCGCACCACCAGCCCCCCUCCCACCCUUCUCUCCCCCCCUCCCUUUCCCUCUCUCUCUCUCUCUCUCUCUUUCUCACACACACACACGCACACUCCCCUCCCCCACCCCCCACCCACGUCCUCCCAUUCCGCCCCUCCCUGCCCCUUUCCCACCCCCUCGCACGCCCCUCACCUCCCACCUCCGUGCAACUGGUUUCCCCCCUAUGGUGCCUCCCUUGCAUCGCUCGCCCCUCUGCUCACCCUCUGCCCGCCCCUUUUCCGUGCCCUCAGCUGGCCCAGCCCCUGCCCGUUGCUGCCCCUCCCGUUGCCCGCUCAACUCCCCUGCUCCCCGUACACCCCAGUCCCAUCCAACCGCCCCCACCCUCCCCCGGCUGCCCGUUUCCGCUCUCCACCCCCGCGACCGUGUGCGGCUUCCAACCGCCCAACGGUGGUGCGCACGGGGCGUUUCUUCGCACGGGCAAGCCUCCCCGGGGGGCCCCCACCCCGCUGAGUCGUUUCACACCCCCUGCCUCCUCAUGCCAUCCGCUCCCCCCCGCCCCCACCCUCCGCGUGCCCGCUCCCUUGCCGCCUCUUUUGACCCUCCCUGCCCCCCUCGCCGUUUCCCACCGCCCGCCAUUCGCUCCUCCCCGCCCGUGCGCUCCCCUCGUUUACCUUCUCCUCCCCCCUCCCCUCCUCUGCUGCACGCCUCUUCCUUCCCCUCGCCGACCCACUCCACUCCCUGCCCCUCCUCAAUCCGCACCCUGCCCCUCGUAUCUCGCCCCCCUAUGCUUGGUUUCUCCCCUCCCUGCCCCUCGCCGCCUUUCUCCGCUCCCCACCUCCCCCCUCUCCCUGCUCCCCCACUCUCCCCCCCUUGCCCUUGGCUUCCUACCUCCCUGCCCCACCUUUCCCCCCUCCGUGUGCUCAGCUUCUCCCCUCCCUGCCCCUCCCUCCUCCCCGCCCUGCCCCUCAUUUUCCGCCCCCCCACGCCCGGUUUCUCCCCUCCCCGCGCCUCCCUUUCUUUCUCCGUGCCUCUCCUUUGCUCCCUCCCUGCCCCCGCCUGCCCAUGCCCCUGUCUUUGGCUUCUCCCCUCCCUGCCCCACGUUUCUUCCCUCCCUGCCCCCCCUCUGCCCCUCCCUUGUUUUCCCCUCACCCAUUGCUUCUCCCCUCCCUGCCCUUGAUUUCCCGCACCCCUGCCCUUGUUUCCUACCAUCCAUGCCCCUCGUUUCCCCCCUUUGUACGUUCAGCCUCUUCCCUCCCUGCCCCUCCCCUCCUCCCCCCCUGCCCUUUGCGUUCCCCUCGUUACGCUCCCUUCUCCCCAUCCCUGCUGCCCUCUUGCCACCAUCAGCCCAUCCGCACCACCAGCCCCCCUCCCACCCUUCUCUCCCCCCCUCCCUUCCCUCUCUCUCUCUCUCUCUCUCUCUCUCUCUCUCUCUCUUUCUCACACACACACGCACACUCCCCUCCCCCACCCCCCACCCACAUCCUCCCAUUCUGCCCCUCCCUGCCCCUUUCCCACGCCCUCGCACGCCCCUCACCUCCCACCUCCGUGCAACUGGUUUCCCCCCUAUGGUGCCUCCCUUGCAUCGCUCGCCCCUCUGCUCACCCUCUGCCCGCCCCUUUUCCGUGCCCUCAGCUGGCCCAGCCCCUGCCGUUGCUGCCCCUCCCCUUGCCCCCUCAACUCCCCUGCCCCCCGUACACCCCAGUCCCAUCCAACCGCCCCCCACCCUCCCCCGGCUGCCCGUUUCCGCUCUCCACCCCCGCGACCGUUCACACCCCCUGCCUCCUCAUGCCAUCCGCUCCCCCCCCGCCCCCACCCUCCGCGUGCCCGCUCCCUUGCCGCCUCUUUUGACCCUCCCUGCCCCCCUCGCCGUUCCCACCGCCCGCCAUUCGCUCCUCCCCGCCCGUGCGCUCCCCUCGUUUACCUUCUCCUCCCCCCUCCCCUCCUCUGCUGCACGCCUCUUCCUUCCCCUCGCCGACCACUUCCACUCCCUGCCCCUCCUCAAUCCGCACCCUGCCCCUCGUAUCUCGCCCCCCUAUGCUUGCUUCUCCCCUCCCUGCCCCUCCCUCCUCCCCGCCCUGCCCCUCAUUUUCCGCCCCCCCACGCCGGUUUCUCCCCUCCCCGCGCCUCCCUUUCUUUCUCCGUGCCUCUCCUUUGCUCCCUCCCUGCCCCCGCCUGCCCAUGCCCCUGUCUUUGGCUUCUCCCCUCCCUGCCCCACGUUUCUUCUCUCCCUGCCCCCCCUCUGCCCCUCCCUUGUUUUCCCCUCACCCAUUGCUUCUCCCCUCCCUGCCCUUGAUUUCCCGCACCCCUGCCCUUGUUUCCUACCAUCCAUGCCCCUCGUUUCCCCCCUUUGUACGUUCAGCCUCUUCCCUCCCUGCCCCUCCCCUCCUCCCCCCCUGCCCUUUGCGUUCCCCUCAUUACGCUCCCUUCUCCCCAUCCCUGCUGCCCUCUUGCCACCAUCAGCCCAUCCGCACCACCAGCCCCCCUCCCACCCUUCUCUCCCCCCCUCCCUUUCCCUCUCUCUCUCUCUCUCUCUCUCUCUCUCUCUCUCUUUCUCACACACACACGCACACUCCCCUCCCCCACCCCCCACCCACGUCCUCCCAUUCCGCCCCUCCCUGCCCCUUUCCCACCCCCUCGCACGCCCCUCACCUCCCACCUCCGUGCAACUGGUUUCCCCCCUAUGGUGCCUCCUUGCAUCGCUCGCCCCUCUGCUCACCCUCUGCCCGCCCCCUUUUCCGUGCCCUCAGCUGGCCCAGCACCUGCCCGUUGCUGCCCCUCCCCUUGCCCCCUCAACUCCCCCUGCCCCCGUACACCCCAGUCCCAUCCAACCGCCCCCACCCUCCCCCGGCUGCCCGUUCCGCUCUCCAACCCCCGCGACCGUGUGCGGCUUCCAACCGCCCAACGGUGGUGCGCACGGGGCGUUUCUUCGCACCGGGCAAGCCUCCCCGGGGGGGCCCCACCCCGCUGAGUCGUU
Messenger RNA from Closterium sp. Naga37s-1, 9032 nucleotides. The record is from the annotation of a GenBank genome assembly. NCBI's taxonomy places the organism in Eukaryota, Viridiplantae, Streptophyta, Zygnematophyceae, Desmidiales, Closteriaceae.